This is a messenger RNA of Gracilinanus agilis (Agile Gracile Mouse Opossum), 1080 nucleotides long. RefSeq names its product progestin and adipoQ receptor family member 4 (gene PAQR4). The transcript is spliced from 3 exons. Gene Ontology annotation, molecular function: signaling receptor activity. NCBI's taxonomy places the organism in Eukaryota, Metazoa, Chordata, Mammalia, Didelphimorphia, Didelphidae. The record is from RefSeq and is a predicted model, not a curated record. Gene Ontology annotation, cellular component: membrane. The coding region runs from base 85 to 906 and encodes 273 amino acids.
UGCCACUGAGAGCGCGCCCCCCUGCCCCGCCUCCGUACGAGCCUCCGUACUAACCCCGGCGCUGGGACUGGGUCAGGCUGGGCCAUGACGUUCCUAUCGGGCCCGCGCCUUCUGGACUGGGCCAGCUCGCCCCCACACCUGCAAUUCAACAAGUUCGUCCUGACGGGCUACCGGCCGGCCAGCAGCGGCUCGGGCUGUCUGCGCAGCCUCUUCUACCUGCACAACGAGUUAGGCAACAUCUACACUCACGGCUUGGCCCUCCUGGGUUUCCUGGUGCUGCUGCCCCUGACCAUGCCCUGGGGACAGCUGGGAGGGGGCGGCUGGCUGGGGGGAACCCACUGUGUGGCCUGCCUGGCGCCCCCUGCAGGCUCUGUGCUCUACCACCUCUUCAUGUGCCACCGUGGGGGUAGCCCUGUCUACGCCCGGCUCCUUGCCCUGGACAUGUGUGGGGUCUGCCUCGUCAACACCCUCGGGGCCCUACCCAUCAUCCAUUGUACCCUGGCGUGUAGACCUUGGCUGCGCCCAGCAGCCCUGGUGGGCUAUACUCUCUUAUCUGGGUUGGCAGGCUGGCGAGCCCUCACUGCCCCCUCAACUAGUGCCCGGCUUCGGGCCUUUGGCUGGCAGGCAGGAGCACGACUGCUGGUGUUUGGGGCUCGAGGGAUGGGGCUGGGAGCAGGAGCCCCAGGAUCUCUGCCCUGCUAUCUUCGAAUGGACGCAUUAGCGUUGCUGGGGGGGCUAGUGAACGUGGCCCGGCUGCCUGAACGCUGGGGGCCUGGUCGCUUUGACUACUGGGGUAAUUCCCAUCAAAUUAUGCAUCUGCUCAGUGUUGGCUCCAUCUUACAACUGCAUGCUGGUGUUGUACCUGAUCUGCUCUGGGCUGCCCGCCAUGCGUGUCCUAAGGACUGAGCUAUUUUUUAAUUUGCAAAAAAAAAAAUGCCCCCACACUCCUUGAAGAUGUAGAAGGUUCCUUUUUUCCUUCAAGGCCUCUCAAAAUCUAUAGCCUUGUUUUUCCCUAGGUCUUCCUUUUCAAGUCUAUAGAGCUUUCUCAUGUCGCCUAAGCAUGAGCUCUAGAGUACCAAA